Aureobasidium subglaciale EXF-2481 is the source of this 1752-nucleotide messenger RNA. RefSeq lists its product as uncharacterized. The record is from RefSeq and is a predicted model, not a curated record. The transcript has a single exon. The annotation marks the transcript as partial. NCBI's taxonomy places the organism in Eukaryota, Fungi, Ascomycota, Dothideomycetes, Dothideales, Saccotheciaceae.
CGUCAAAGUCGCUCCUGCCUCCAAGUCAUUUUUCCAUUUUCGCCCAACCGCUUCGUAACAACAUGGAUGUCGACGCGUCCAAUCCUUUGACGCUGUCGCCACCGCCUCGUCCACAUUCUGCGCCCGCUGCUUCGCCCGAGUCGCGUCUCAAGCAAUUCUCGUGGAACCCCGCCGACGCUGCCCGUCUGGGCCCUUCACGCAUCACAAUCACUCGCCUCUAUCAACGCGCCCCGAAGGCUCCAUUUCACCAUCUGCAGUCGCAAUCACGCUCACUCCAAAACAUUCUUCCAAAGUCUCCUGGCCCCCAAAGAAAGAAACACUGUGCCACUCUUGACGCUGGCGCGAACCCCUUUCGCCCUCAGGACGACAUCUCUGACGUUAGUGACGACGAUGAUGCCGGACCUGUCAUGAUCCAAGACUUGCGCUCUUCUUCAGCACCUCCCGAGGCCACAAACACGCCUGAACCCGUUUCCGCCCCCAGAAUCUCCGACGACACCGCCAUACUCCACGCUUUCCUUAGUCGCGCUGCUGCGAGUAAGCGUCCCAUGGCCGCCCAUAAACGCGAGUCUCUCGAGAACCGCAGAGAUUCAGAUGCUGUCCGUCAUGCUCUUGCUUCGACAGACAAGCCCGAAGUCUUGACCGAACUUGAUCUGAACAGUCCCACAAUCCCGUCGUCUCCCAAGGCUCAGUCGCCUGCAGGCAAUGCUAAGCCAGAGCCCGAAUCCACAAAACAGGAGCCUACUCCUGAAGUUCCGGCACCGACACCUACAAAAUCAAAGGCGCCGAGAAGGACGACGCGCGCACGCACGACAGCAGCCGCUCCGAAAAAGCCAGCCAAGAUCGCCAUUAGAAGUGCCGCAGAUCAUAUCGCGCUGAAGAGAACGGAAGCACAAGAGUUGGCACUGGCCACGCGAUCAAACACGCGUAAGAACAAGGGCAAGAGUCUCAUGCCGCAAGCCAGACUUUUAAACAUCGACGAAGACUUCGUCUCAUGUGAAGAUACAGCUGAAGAUGCAGACAGGGUGGUUGUGCAUGAAAAAGCGCAGAGCGAGAAGUCAACAGUCCGUAGAGGCGUACAGUGGAACGAGACUCUAACUCACGUGCGCGAAUUCGAAUCAGAUUCACCCGACAGUCCACCAAAAACAAAAGCCCGUACAUCUAGAGUGUCCGCAAGAGCCCUCGAGCCCUUUGUUCCUCUAACAUCUACCGAAGAGCCCCUUGAAGAAGUCGUCGCAGAAGCCGUCGGUAUGGAUAUCGACAUUCCAGAGCCCGAAUCGCAGAAGACCACCAUCCAGACUCCAAGCGAACCAACACCGCCACCACGCGUCAAAGCCACCAUCCCAAGCAAGAGGAAAUCCCGGAUCGCGACGCCUGCUCGAUCGUUCAAACUCGCUGUUGCGAAACCAGUAGUCCCCACAGCAGCCCCACUACUACCACCACCCACAUUACCUGCAGCAGCCGCACCACUACCACAGUCCUCCUCCUCGGAACCUCUGACCACCAGCUUGGGCACGCCCAAAAAGCCUCCUACUCCCUUUACAGCCUUGAAACCUACAUCUCUAUCCUCAAGACUUGAACUCGCUCCUCCAAAGAACGAUGGAGUGUCGUCAGCAACAACUACUGCAUCUAUCACGUCUCUGUUGCCAGGUUUGUCCAGCCCCGCAAAGAAGCGGGUCAAGACAACCCUGGGCAGAUCAGCGGUGAGGCCAUCGGCAACAACAGCGGGACAAAAGGAAAGCGGCGAGUUGCCGG